AUGACAUGUUUCCGCUUAGUUGCAAUCGACGGUAUCCAAAGUUUAGCAACUGACAAGAUGAACACCUUGAAAACCAUCCUGUGCUUUCUACUCGUUGCCGCUGCCUUACCAUGGACUUCAGGCCAGUUUCCUAGAGUUUGUACCACCCUUGAGAACUUGAAAAACAAGACAUGUUGCCCAAUCCCGAAACAUUUUGCUGAGCCAUGUGGUAGCGAUGGGAACCGAGGAACGUGCGAGGAAUUGAUUAUCCGUGAUUGGAAUUACAGCUACAGCUAUUUUGAACAGUUCCAGAACAACGACGAACGUCACAACUGGCCACACGCUCUUUAUAACAGAACCUGCAAAUGCAACGGCAACUUUGGUGGUUACGAUUGCGGCAAAUGCGAGUUCGGUUACCGUGGCAUCCACUGUACGAAAAAGAAAACCUUGACACGGAGAAAUUUUCUAAAGUUGUCCGCACAGGAGAAAGAUCGUUACAUGCGAUAUAUUAAUGAGUCCAAAUACUUUUUAAGCGACUAUGUAGUUUCUGCCAAAUUUUAUGAGGACAUCAACAAAGACGUCGAAGCAGGCAAAGAUCCGAGCGGGCUAUUUUUCAACGUCAGUAACUAUGACCUAUUCACGUGGAUGCAUUACUACUCGGCACGUGACACUAUUCACCUGCAAGUCGCGAAGACCAAUAUCGACUUUGCACAUGACGGGCAGGGAUUUCCUACUUGGCACCGACUGUACUUGCUCGCAUGGGAGAGAACAUUGCAGGCGAGUGUAUUUAGAGUUAGCUCGGUAAAGUUUUGACAUAUAUACGUACGGAACUUCAGACGGUUCAAGCAAUUCUCUGCAUGUAUCGCGAUAUUGAAUUUGCUAUUGUUUUUGCAGCUGCCAUUGCUAGUCGCUAUCAGACUUUUCCGUAUAAUGACAUUAUUUCUUUUCGCGCCAAAACUUAUCAAAUGUCGGCUGAAAAAAUUGUCAACUUAAUCGGCUUGUAUUUGCAAAUCACGCGGUCAGAAAUAGAAAUAAGCGAUAUAUCUAGUUUGCUUGGUCACAUAGCUUUAUUUCAAGAGGUAAAUUGUUUAGUAUGCACUUACCGAUCACUUUAUUCGCUUUAAAACGUGCGGAAGAGUCGUUUUCGAAGGCCGAUUUUAGGGGCUGUCGUUUUCGAAGGCCAAUUUUAGGGGCUGCCCGAGCUAACUCGCUUCCCCGAGAUGAAUUUCACCACGCGUUUACAUGAAACUUUUGGGGCGGGUUGACUUGUGAAAACAAAUACAAAUUUUCGCAGGAAGUCAAUUUCGAUUUUGGGCAUGCGCACAAAGACAUUAUUUUACUUAAAAGCCGAGCCAGCUCGGGUAAAUGCGUUUAUAUGGAAAACUACCCAGCCCGUUUACCCGACGUCUCGGGUCACACGAAGCGGGGGACUUCAGUAAGGCGGGCCAGCUCGGUUCUCAUGCAGGGUGUAUAAAUUUAGUUUAAGCCCUUUAAAUAUUCAUUUUUCUCUAAAAAAUUAGCCUUUCGCAUGCUUAAUUAAUGCCUUUACCUAUUUUGCAUAUUGCUGACAUAUGCAAAUUAGGAAAUAGCUAUACUUUUAAGAAAAAAUGUAAGUUUGCGUGAAUAGUUAAAGGGCUUAAACUAAAACAAAUUGUCUGAAAUUUUGUACAGUAAUUAAAAACCCAAGAAAUGUUCCAUCUAUUAACUUAAAAUAUAAUUAAAGCUUUUACAUUUCGUGCGCAAGCCAUUUUUAGUUUGUUGGAAAAGACCCCCCCCCCCCUGGUUCACAAAAUUUGAGUUCGAGAAUUUUUUUAUUAUUCUACAUUAUAAGUACCCAAAGAAGCUAUAUACAUCGAAAACUUGAUAUUAAUAGCUGUUUUGCGAAAUUAAGAGCAAUUUCAAAUCUGUUCAGUUUUUUUUUUAUACACCCUGUAUAAACGCAAGAUGAAAUUUAGUAGGAAAUAUUAAGAAAGACGGGAUCUCGCCUAAAGCGAGCUAGCUUGUGUGUACUCGGAACCAAUUUUCUUGCAAACUAUUGAAUUAAUUUCGCUCAAAGUUGCUCUGAAACUUGUUCGUAAACGCUACUAAAAAUAAAGGGUUUAAACUAGUCGUUCGUGUGCAAGGUGUAGCAGAGAAAUUUAAUAAUAUAACGUCUCAUGAAAACGACAUUGUUCGCCCGCCAUUUGGAAUAAAAUGAUAAACAAACCCAGCGGCAAUGUCAUGUUUUCAAGCACAAUAUUUAUGUAUGCCUAUUCCGUAGGAAAUUGCGAACGAUGAAGAUUUUGCUCUUCCAUACUGGGACUGGACUGAAAAUCCCACCCAAUGUAACUCCAUAAUCUGCUCUGAGGAUCUCCUCGGCGUUACCGACCAAUCUAAUGGUGAAGUCAAAGGGAAAUACUUGGACAAAUGGCGGGUAAUUUGCACCAAAGAACUGACGAAUGGCCUCACGAAGCUUUGUAAUCCUAACGUCAACAUAAGUGGACUGAAAAGGAACACUGAAAAGGAGAAGGAGAAUGAGGUAAAGAAUGGCCGCAACAUGACGUUCCCAACGAACGACGAUGUCAGCUUUGCACUUCGAUUUGGAUCUUAUGACGUCCCACCUUACAGCAAAGAGUCCAGUUGCAAUUUCAGAAAUAUCCUGGAGGGUUAUACUAGUGUCAAAACAGGUUAUCGUUUGCCGAAAGAAAAUAACUUGCAUAACCGGGUGCAUAUAGGUAGCUUCUCAUAUUUGAUAACAUUUUAUUUGAAUUUGUAGUGAUAGCGUUUUAGAUUUUUUUGCGCUUUAUAUUUAAAUGAAUAAAUUAUUAUUAUUUAUUAUAGUCAUUGGUGGAAUCAUGGGAGAUGUCCCUCCGGCUUCGAACGACCCGAUCUUUCCUCUUCAUCAUUCAUUCGUGGAUCGUAUUUACGAAAAGUGGCUUCGAAAGUUUGGAAAAGAUGCUUCGGUUCUUUCCAAAUUCAAUGCGCCCAUGGGUCACAAUAAAAAUGACGUCAUUGUACCUAUGUUUCCGGUGUACACUCAUCAGGAAAUGUUCAGAAAAUCUCUUGAUUUCGGCUAUGAAUAUGAAGAUGUUGACGAAAAAGGUAAGUGUGAAUAAUAAUAGAUCACACCAUCGUUAAAGGGAUUUUGCACGUAGCCUUGAGCAGUAAAUUCUGAAGAUAAGGUACGCUUAGGAUAUCCAGUUCGUGACAUCCCACAUCUCCUCAAAAGGUCCACACAAAUUACUCAUAUGCAGUCUACAGUUGAUAAAGGGCCAGGUAUUAUUCUUUAGAAGGAGUCGUGCGGGGAUUCCACCGGAAAUCGAUUUAUAUGUUAAUCUUUUAACCAUGUUUCAUAUUUAGUUCAUGUAAAUGUAAUUACAAGUCAGACGUAUUGGUUAGAAGCAAAUCAGAUUCAAUUACAACCAUAAUAUCAACAAUAACAAUAUUAGUGACAAGUUUUGUGAGAAGAUUUGUAGAAACGACUUAUUCCACUCAAUAGUUUUAUUUAUCACGCCCUUCUCUACCCAAUCUUUUGUUGUUUAGGAAAUUCUCCUGAAGACGAGAGAGGUCAUGAUUCUUCACUGGGAGAUUGUCCAGUGCCUUGUCCUCCAGUGACUUCUGGCGUACCUGGCAUGUGGUUGAGAUGGUUGCUAAUGUUAGUUAUACCACUAUGGCAGCUACUUUUCGCUUAUUGA
Paramuricea clavata is the source of this 3653-nucleotide messenger RNA. The record is from the annotation of a GenBank genome assembly. NCBI's taxonomy places the organism in Eukaryota, Metazoa, Cnidaria, Anthozoa, Malacalcyonacea, Plexauridae.